Pediculus humanus corporis (human body louse) is the source of this 1635-nucleotide messenger RNA. RefSeq lists its product as uncharacterized. The transcript is spliced from 4 exons. Bases 1 to 1635 code for a protein of 544 amino acids. Lineage: Eukaryota; Metazoa; Arthropoda; Insecta; Psocodea; Pediculidae. The record is from RefSeq and is a predicted model, not a curated record.
AUGUUGUUUGUCGUACGAUUGGUAUGGAUUCUUGUCAUAAUUGCAUUCAUGCAAGGAACGAUAGGGAUCGCAUUUGUAUCCACAUCAUUAUAUGCAAAUCAUUCUAGUUUUCUUAAUACUUUAUUUAUUAUACCACACGUCAUGUUAUACAUACUCGGAGUUCUUUUAAUAUUUACGCUGAAAACAAGAGAUCCAAAAUACGUACGUCUGGCAGCACUUUUGUUUGUUAUAAAUGCAUUGAUAGGAUUUGCAGCCGGGAUUUUAUAUUUGGGUCAUUACAUGCACUUUUAUGCCAAUUCUUGGCUGGAUAAAAUUUUCUUUUAUUUUAGAAUGAGAUGUUGGGUCGGACCUGAGAGUAAUUUUACCAUAUGGCACAUAAUAACUUGUCUUCUCUUAAUAUUUUUCCUCCUUUGGAUAUGUUUUGCAACGCUUUUAUAUAAGAAUGCAAAAUGCGUUUGUCUCGUACCCUGUCCGUCUUACGCGUGCGAAAACGUUUGCGAUCCAACUCCAUCGCUUUGCAAAAAGAAAAAAGGACCCAUUGCUAAGUUUUUAAGUCGGGGAAGAUGUUGUCCUGCGCCACCGGUAAAUUUGUCCGCUUGUCCUCCACCUGAGCCACCGCCUCCGCCAAAACCCAAAUGUUGUCAGCCUCCUCCCAUGGAAGCUGAGUAUCCUCAGCAGCCUUGUCCGCCGGCUUGUUUGCGACCCUUACAAAAUCCUCCGCCGCAACAGAUGCAGAUGCCACCACCACCGCCGCCGCCACCUCCUCCUCCUCCUCCUCCGCCUCCUAUGGAAGCCGAUUAUACUGUCUGUCCACCAUCUUGUUAUAGAUCUGGUAUGACAACGAAUCCGCCACCUCCACCUCCUCCUCCGCCGCCUGGAUACUUUCCGACGUAUUGCCCGACAACACCUUGUCAAUCCACUCGUGCCGGAGUACAAACUCGUACUCCGUGUACGUCGGCACCUUCCAAGCCUCCGUGCGCUACCACUACAACCGGAGUAUGUGGAAAUAAAAAAGAUGAAAAGAAAUUAUCUUUAAUUCGAUUUAUAGCCCUUCAUUCUGCAAUACAUGGAUUAGUGGGACUCAUAUUGGUCGGAACGUCCGAUUACAUAAAUUACGAUAAAAAAAUUAACGCUUGGUUUAUGAUAUUUAAUUUUAUUUUUAUUGCUAUAGCAAAUAUGAUAAUACAUUCUAAAUACGAAUGUUGGAUAGGACCCGAUCACAUGAUAACCGCUUGGCACAUAUUCGUCGUGUGUCUUUUGUUUUUUAGUCUCCUUUGGUUCGUAUACGCUUAUUGGCUCUUUAAAUACUCCAACUGCGUGUGUCUCAUUCCCUGUCUCUUGUACACAUGCGAAUACGGUUGUUGCAAUAAAAAAAAUUUAAUUAAAAGAAUAUUUUAUUCCGAAAGUUGUUGCGCUCAACCGAGAGAGUGCGUAUUUUCAAACGAAAACAUUCCACCGCAAAAUCCGCAGAGGUUUAUUUGUAAACCUCUUACUCCUUCGAAUGUUCUUCUGCAAGAAGAAUGCGAAGGACCGAAUUAUUAUAUGGAAGUUGUAGAUGAUGAUGAUACGUGUUGCAACGCAACUUGCGAUCCAACCCAAAUAAAUCCUUCUUCAUAUUGUGAACGACCAACGUGA